Messenger RNA from Cynoglossus semilaevis (tongue sole), 5702 nucleotides. RefSeq names its product gon-4 like b (gene gon4lb). Gene Ontology annotation, cellular component: nucleus. Lineage: Eukaryota; Metazoa; Chordata; Actinopteri; Pleuronectiformes; Cynoglossidae. The record is from RefSeq and is a predicted model, not a curated record. Gene Ontology annotation, molecular function: transcription coregulator activity. The transcript is spliced from 27 exons. The coding region runs from base 166 to 5331 and encodes 1721 amino acids. Gene Ontology annotation, biological process: regulation of DNA-templated transcription.
GGCGGAAGUGAGGAUGUUGUUGGCGGAAGGAUAGCACACAGAGCUAACAGAGGAGCUAACAGAACCUACCGGGUCUAACCGGGCUAACCGGGUUUACCGGGAUAGUCUGACGCUUUUGUGAUGGCCGCUGACAUCGCUCCAGCGACGCUGUGGUACUAAUCACUGAUGAUGUCCCAGCCUUCUCAGCAGACAGAAGUCAGGCGUCCAGCCCCACACGACAUGUGUCCACUUCAGCCCAAGAGUCUGAAGAUGGACAGGAGGACCGGGACACAGACAAGACCUUUCGCGGUGAGGAUGCCACAUCUGGGCAGGACCGCAGGUGUUGAGCCAUUCACCAAGGAGAUAAGUGAGUCCAGUGAUGAUGAACUGGGCAGACUGGACAUUGACCUGGACAGGAAGUCCAGAGAACACAACCUGACCAGAGGGAAUGUUCGUGCCAUCCUGCAUGAGGUCAUCACCCAUGAACAUGUUGUAGCCAUGAUGAAAACUGCGAUCAGAGAAACUCAAGAUCUGCCUUUGUUUGAACAAAAAAUGACUCGCUCCAGACUCAGAAAAGUUGUCCAGGAAGAACAGCCGUUGAACUUUGGGGAGUUAACAUUUAUCACAGAAAAGCCUCCCCAGUUUGUGGACAUUGAACUUGAAGAUGAAGAAGACUCAUCAGAUGAGGAGUACUGUCCUGAUGAUGAAGAGUACGAGGAGGAGGAAGAGGAUGAAGACAUAGCAGAGGAGAGGUCACCAGGUCACAUGAGCUCCCCCUGUCCUCCUGCUGAGCGCUCCUUCUUAGAAAGGCUGGAUGCUGUGGAGGCAGAGAUGGACUGUGGUUCCGCCUACUCCUUCAAUCAGUCUAUGGACAGGGACGCUGAUGAAGAUGAGGAGGACGAUGAGAGUGGCGGGAGUGACAGCCUGGCAUUCCGCACACGAUCCAAACUCCAUCUGGUCAACGUUCCUCUGGACAAGCUGGAGGCAGAGCUUCUGGCCCCUGACAUCACUGCUGACAUGUACGAGCAGCAGGAGGAAGACCGUCACUGGACCAAGUGGCUGCAGGGUCUCAUGGCACCUGAUAACGAAGAGGAAGCUGAGGACGACGACGACCCUGAGUACAACUUCCUGGAAGACCUGGAUGAGCCGGACCUGGAGGAUUACAGGACAGACCGCGCUGUCCAGAUCACCACGAGGGAAGUGAACGAGCUGCUGGACGAGCUGUUUGACACUCUGCAGGAGGAAAAGGUGGCAGUGAGAGGAGAGGAGCAGCAGGAGGAGCAGCAGGAGACAGAGGAAGAGGAGCAUGAAAAAGAGGAGGAACACGAGGAAGAAGAGGUUUCAUCACAGACCGUACCUAAAUUCAACGUACCCCAGGCUCUACACUUUGAAGCACCAUUAGCAGGGAUGCUGAGUGAGCGUCGACGCACUUUCAAGAAGCGUUUUGAAGCCCUGCAGAACAGGAGGGCACUGCAGGACACGACCAAUAAUCACCAGGGGGACAGGAACCUGAAGGACAAACGCAACCCACAGCACAGCUCCUCUACACCUAUCGUGGUGAGCCAGAGCCCAGUGUGCACCACCCUCUACCUGAACAUCAACCAGAAACUGCAGCUGCAGCAGCAAAUGCAACAGCAUGUGCAGCUGCUAACACAGGUUCACCUGCUGAGUCGCUACGUCAGUGCCCUGUGCAACGAGGCCCACAUCACUAAACAGUACCUGGAGGAGUUGCGUCAAUUUGCGGUUCUUCGGGAGGAAAUGUUUCGUCCCAGCAGUUUCAGAACGUGUAACCUCCAGGGGUCGAUGUCGCUGCUGCAGUCGGUGGACCAGAGGUCAGAGCAGAAGGCGGGGCCUCCUGCAGCUCCUGCCCCCUUCAGACGCUGGCUCCCGUCCAUGACAGCCACUUCCAAGAGUCUGGCCUUCCCUUUGCUUCCUGCUAACCUGGCCUGGAUCUUUGCCACCAGCCCUGUCUUCCUCUACCCAGAACUGCUCCCUGUGUGCAGCCUGGACCCUGCCGUCCACAGUCAGCACCACAGGAGCAUCUACACUGCAGGAGAGGACGGGCUGAUCGUUCUGGGUCUGAAGCACUUUGAGAGGGCGGUGCAGCCAGAUCAGCUGAUCAGCUCCUACCUGCUGUGCAAGGACCGAUGGAGCGUCAGGAAGCACGUCAGGGAGAUGAGCAGCAGGAAGGCUCCGGCCAGCAGCGUUAUCAAGAUGUUUCUGUCAAACGGCGUCGUUCCACCAUUGCCUUUGGCCUGUGACAGAAUUGACAGUAGAGACCAGCGCGCCCCAGUGGACAGAAAUGUGCCUAACAUGCCCAACUGGCUGAAGAACAGUCAACCCAUCAUCCAGAAAACUCGACAGGGCUCCGCACCCUACCCUCCCUCCCUCCCUGCAGGCUGCAACCUCAGGCUCCACCCCUCUUACAAGACAUGUCGCCAAACACGUCCCAAGCAGAAACGCCUGUUCACGCUCGCCCAUAAUGCAACUCUGCUGCCGCUAGCCAAAGCCCCAGCAGACGGGAAGGAGGACGUUCAGGUGGAGAGACAGGUUGACAUGGACUCAGAAGGUCUUCUGGUGCCCCCUCCCUCCGUCUUUUGUCCCUCCCCCCUGGUUGAUGACAUCACUCAGACUUUUCCCAGACAACAGCAGCCCCACCUGUUGCUUCCCCUCCCUGAACUCACAGCUCCCCUCACGCCUUGCCCUGCCACCACCACAAAUCCCGGCUACCUGCUUCUCCAGGUGGUGACCCCCCCCGCUAUAUCUACUGCCCAAUCCCAGCAUGCUUUGGGGCCAGACUUUUCCAGACCCAUCCCUGACAUACCCCCCUGCCCCAGGAGAAAGGAAAACAAACAGGACAAUCGUCAGACUGUCGUCGGUGUGGCCACCUUACAGGGUGAGGAGGGAGGAGACAGCCCACAGGAAGGGGGCAGAAAGGAGGUGGAGGAAGGAGGGGUGGAGAGGGGAGAGGCAAAAGAGGAUGUCAGGGGGGAAAGUAGGAAGAAAGAGGAAGGAGAGGGGGAGAUAGGAGGGGAGAGAGGGGAAGAAGGAGAAGGUGAGGGAGGACAGACGGGGAAUGAAAGAAGUGGAGUGGAUAUUGAUGAGCAGGAGGAUGGGGGAGAAAGUGAGAAGGAGGAGGAAGGAGGAGGAUACAGAGAGAAAGAGGACGGAGAAGGAGAAAGAAGGGGGGACAGUGUGGGUGAGGGCGGAGAGGACGGGAGAGAAGAAAGUGGGGAAAACCAGGACAGAGGGGGGGAUAAGAGGGAGGACGAAGAGGAGAAAGGAGAGAGGGGUGAGGAGGAAGAGGAGGGAGAGAAGGACAAGGAAGACGAUCAGGGGGAGGAGGAGGAGGAAGAAGAGGAGGAGGAAGACUUUGACGACCUCACUCAAGAUGAAGACGAGGAGGAAGUGAUGUCAUCAGCAUCAGAGGAAUCCAUGCUGUCUGUUCCUGAGUUACAGGAAACACUGAAGCAGCUGACCUGGCUGGCCUCCGAACGACGACUCGGUGCAGAAGGAGACUCCGAGGAGGAACAUUCUCAAACCUCCCCUGGUUCUCAGGAAGAGGAAGACGAGGAGGAGGAAGAAGAGGGACCAAAGGGGGAGGGGCUAGUAGAGGGGAGGUCUGAUAAGAUGGGAGAAGAAGAGGAGAUGCCUUCAGAAGAAGGGACGCCGAGAGGAGGGGGAGGAGGAGUGAGGUGUCCAGGCCGUGGUCGAGGCCGUGGUCGAGGUCAGCCGGAGGUCAGCCUGCGGCGCAGCCGUCAGGAGCGUCGCAGCAAAGACACGGCCAAACUGCUGCUGCUGUUCGACGACAACAUCCUAGACAAUGACCCGCAACGAGAGAGCAAAGACGCAGCCUUCGCUCACAGUUACCUGAGUAGGGUGCGUGAGGCGCUGCAGGAAACGCCGGAGCAGGUGGAGGAAUUUGUGGCUCUCCUGAAGGAGUUUGAACAUGUGGAUGACGGAGAGGAGGUGGUGCUAAUGUUCAGGAAGCUGCGCUGCAUCCUGGGAGAGCGGACCGACCUUCUCCGUGACUUUGCAGCGUUCCUGCACCCCGAGCAGGCGCUGCAGUGUGGGCUGUUGGAGGAGCAGCAGGCCUUCGAACGAAGUCGGCGUUUCUUGCGACAGUUGGAGAUCAGCUUUGGAGAUAAUCCAUCCCAUUAUCAAAAAAUCAUCAAAGCUCUUCAGACCAGUCCAGAGCUCAGUCCCAGCAGCAUCCACGAGCUGAAGUCUCAGAUGGCAACACUGCUUAAAGGCCACACCCAUCUCCAGACAGAAUUUGGGGUGUUUUUGGAUGACCUCCGCCCACCCGCUGCUUGUCAGGAACAGUUUGAAGAAGCUCAUUGGCCAGAGGAGGGAGGGGCUGGGUCGGAUGUCGAUGCCAUCAGUCAGAUUAUUGGAGGUGGGUCUGGUGGAGGCUUCGAGGAGGUGACACUCCCAGACCUGGAAGACGAAGAGGAGGGCCCAAAAAUCCAACCUGUGCCGAGUCGACGCCAGAGGCGGAAGAUGGACGUGCGGAGGAGCAACAAGCAGGACUGUGAUUGGUUAGACUGCUCUGGUCUGGAGUCGAAGAUUCGCAGACACAGGAGGAAAGGAUGUUCUCACAAGACACCAGGGGGCAUGUCUAAAGCCUCGCACAUAAACUCCGCCCACAGAGAGCCAGGUGACAAGUAUCAGGAGCACAAAGACACAGAUGGCAGCAAUGCACUCUGGGAGGCCUCAGAACGCAUGCUUGAAGAAAAAGAGGAGGGACUGGAUGAUGAGGAAGAGGAGGAGGAAGAAGAUGAGGAGGAGAGAAGGACAGCGCCUGCAGUGAAGAGGAGCAGGAGGGAGGAGGCACCGCAGCCCUGUGUCUCCCCCACGUCCUCACCCUCAGACCCCACACUCACCUAUGUGAAUCCAGCAGCUUCACCUGUAAACCCCGCCCCUUCUUCUGUCCAUCAUGUGUCCCCAACAAGUUGUGUCUCCCCACCAGUGAACUCCUCCUCAUCUUCCAUGAACCCCAGCCCAUCCAUUUCUCAGCCGAUCUCAGUAGAGCCCACUCCUACCCCUGUUGACCCUGGCUCUGACAGCUCCUCCUCUGCUCCUCCUGACACCUCAGUCUGUGCAAAGAACAUUUCACUAACGGCGAGUGGAGAGAAAGUGAUACUGUGGACCAGAGAAGCUGACCGCGUUAUCCUGACCACAUGUCAGCAAGAAGGAGCCAAUCAGAAUACAUUUCAGUCAGUCUCUAAUCUGCUUGGCAACAAGACACCCAGUGAGGUGUCUCAAAGGUUUCGCGAUCUGAUGCUUUUGUUCCGAUCUUCGGCCCGACAGACCAGCUGUGAGGACGAGGCUCCGCCCACGGAGCCAUGAAGCAGCCAAAGAGGAGGCAGAAGCCCGACGUGAACUAGUCGGGUCACAGAUCAAAGUGUAAAAAGUUCUCUGUAAAAAGUGUAAAUAUAAAAACAUUUUUAUAAAAUAAAAAGGUUGAUAUGAGUAAAACAAGAGUUUGGAUCUAAAUCAGAACAACUUGAUUCAGUCCUGUUCACUUCAUUUUUAUUAAAAAACUUCAUUUCACAUUAUCAAAGUAUACAUUUCUUUUUUAGACUUUUGUAAAAACUAUAGUAAAACUAAAUACUACACAAAUAUAGAUUUGUGAUGUUGCUCGGAUGCUAUAACAUUUAGACGUUGCUUGAGAAACAGACAUUUGAAAAAGUUCAUCUUAAAGUGUGAUCUAAAAAAAA